Messenger RNA from Pseudopipra pipra, 6416 nucleotides. It is a transcript of the gene KCNJ4, whose product is annotated as potassium inwardly rectifying channel subfamily J member 4. The transcript is spliced from 5 exons. Gene Ontology annotation, cellular component: plasma membrane. The coding region runs from base 1581 to 2933 and encodes 450 amino acids. Gene Ontology annotation, molecular function: inward rectifier potassium channel activity. The record is from RefSeq and is a predicted model, not a curated record. Gene Ontology annotation, biological process: regulation of monoatomic ion transmembrane transport; potassium ion import across plasma membrane. NCBI's taxonomy places the organism in Eukaryota, Metazoa, Chordata, Aves, Passeriformes, Pipridae.
AGAGUGGGCAGCCUCAGGGAUUCAUCCAAGAGAGUGAAAUGAUUCAGCAUACCUGGAGGGGCUGGGAAACAUGGUGGGAUUGAACACCAUGAGCCACCUCUGUGUCUCACCAUCUCUGCCCCCCAUGACCAGGUGAAGGGAAACACGGUAAGGUCUUGUGGGGAGCCAGCAGUGAGGAGCAAAAGGCAGAGAAGAGGAAACUCAGCCUAAAGCCGAGAUGACCACAGGAUUGUGCAGCACAGGCCUUAACACUGAAGACAGUAGAUGAGACACCAAUAUGGAAACCAUGUCCUCAAACCAUGCUGUCCUGGAGCAGGGCUGUCCCCAGGAGCCCGUGCCUGCAGCCACUGCCUGUGUGGUCAGGGCUCUCUUCAGCCUCCGGCUUCACUGCAGCAGAGUCCCCUGGCCUCUCAUCACCAAGAAGUGACUUCUUCAAAGCCUCUGAGAUGCUGCUGCCCAUGGAUACCCAGAGGAGGUUACCUGGACAUGUUUCCUGGCAGGGUGGCUGUGCACUGUCCUGGAGCCCCGAGGGCUGGUCUCUCUGUGCCCACGCUCCUGUCUCCAGCAUUACCCAUCCCAGAAGGAAAUCCCCAGGUCUAUAGAGUGGGGAGGCAAUGCCCCACAGCAAACACUCUGCAUCAGCUGGGAGAGCCUGGUCCUUCCUCAGAGCGAGGUGUCAGCCCAGCACCCCAAAUCCAGGUGGGGAAAAAACUCUGACAGUGGAUAAUUCAUCCCUGUGCACCAGCCCAGCAGGAGGAUUCACCCCCUUGAGGGCAUCUGGUGGCCCCGCCAUCCCUUCCCUGGUGCUGAUGGUUGCUCUCGUCUCCCCCAUGGUGGUUCCGCAGCUCUGAGCUCACAUGCGAGGAUGGGCUAAAGUAGCGGAAAGCUGUUGGAUCCUACCACAGAGUUACUGACUUCUCAGCUACAGACUGCAUAGCAAUCAGCGAGGGGGAGAGGCAGCCAGGGAACGGGAGCAGAGCGCAAAGGGAGGAAGAGUGGAAGGGAGAGGGGGGAUUUGGGGACUAGAGCAGGGAGGCAGCAAGAGACACGGGCAAAUAAUGCCAGAAAAGGAGGGAAUCAGGCAGGAGGGGGAGACCUGAACCCAUCGCCGAGCCACGAAGGCACAUCAGCACUCCGUGGGAUGGACGCUCCUGGGAGCAAAAGAUUCUGAGAGGCAGAGGCAGGAGGAGAGCACUGGCGUGGGCAGGGCAGAGUUAGGAGAGGAGCAGGUCGCAGCAGAGAAGUAGCUCUUCGAGGGGAAAAAAUAAACCUAAGCUGGAGGCGAGCGAGGGCUGCAGAGAGACUUCCCUGAUUCCUCCGGUCUGGCUGAGACAUUUCAUGGUGAGAUGGAGAAAACGUCCGCUUUCCCCUUCCUCUGAUGUUGGCUAGGCACGGCUGGAGCAGGCAGCAGCCCUCGGCAGGACCCGGGUGUGUGCCAGGAGCACUUGCAAUGGCAGUGCCAGUCCCAGCUCACCAGAGGUGAAACCUGGAGCCACCUUGUCCCAUGUGAGUGCUGCUGCAUGAGUUCCUGUGCCAUUCCAGCUCCCGUGGCCCCCUGACAUCUGAUGAUACAGUGAGCCAUGGGCAGCGUCCGAGUCAACAGAUACAGCAUCGUCUCAACUGAAGAGGAUGGACACAAGGUCUCUGCACUGGGCAGCAUCAACGGGCACAGCCGGAAUGGGAAGGGCCACGCUCCCCAGCGGAAGCACCGCAACCGUUUUGUGAAGAAGAAUGGCCAGUGCAACGUCUACUUUGCCAACCUGAGCAACAAGUCUCAGCGCUACAUGGCCGACAUCUUCACCACCUGUGUGGACACACGCUGGCGGUACAUGCUCAUGAUCUUCUCGGCUGCCUUCCUGGUCUCCUGGCUCUUCUUUGGCUUCCUCUUCUGGUGCAUCGCUUUCUUCCAUGGUGACCUCAAUGCACCAGCUGUGGGAGGUGGUCCCUCUCUCCUAAAGCCCUGCAUCAUGCACGUGAACAGCUUCCUGGGGGCUUUUCUUUUCUCGGUGGAGACACAGACAACCAUUGGGUAUGGCUUCCGCUGCGUGACUGAGGAGUGCCCGCUGGCUAUCAUGGCAGUUGUGGUCCAGUCCAUCGUGGGCUGUGUUAUUGACUCCUUCAUGAUUGGCACUAUCAUGGCCAAAAUGGCAAGGCCCAAGAAGCGGGCCCAGACCCUUCUCUUCAGUCAUCAUGCAGUCAUCUCCGUGCGGGAUGGCAAACUGUGCCUCAUGUGGAGGGUGGGCAACCUGAGGAGGAGUCACAUCGUGGAGGCCCAUGUCCGAGCCCAGCUCAUCAAGCCCUACAUGACAGAGGAAGGGGAAUACCUCCCCCUGGACCAGCGGGACCUAAAUGUGGGCUAUGAUGUGGGUCUUGAUCGUAUAUUUUUGGUCUCACCCAUUAUUAUCGUUCACGAGAUUGAUGAGGAGAGCCCACUCUAUGGGAUUGGCAAGGAGGAGCUGGAGACAGAGAACUUUGAGAUUGUGGUUAUUCUGGAGGGGAUGGUGGAAGCCACAGCCAUGACCACACAGGCACGAAGCUCUUAUCUCGCUAGUGAAAUCCUUUGGGGUCAUCGUUUUGAACCAGUUGUGUUUGAGGAGAAGAACCACUACAAAGUGGAUUAUUCACGCUUUCACAAGACCUAUGAGGUAGCUGGCACACCUCGCUGCUCAGCCCGGGAGCUACAAGAAAGUAAGAUGACUAUCCUACCUUCUCCCCCACCUCCCAGUGCCUUUUGCUAUGAGAAUGAGCUGGCACUUGUCAGUCAAGAUGAAGAUGAAGAUGAUGACGAAGUGGGUGUGGUGUUAGGGGGCAGCACCAAGGAGGAGGGAGGUAUCAUCCAGAUGAUGGAUUUUGGAAGCCACCUGGACCUGGAGCGGCUCCAGGCAACUCUGCCUCUAGAUACAAUCUCAUACCGCAGGGAGUCAGCCAUCUAAUUCCUCCAGUCUCCCCAUUCCAUUCCUAUUGCCCACAGUCUCCUCUGUUCUGCACCCGUACACUGGAUAAGUUCCUUGACCACCAAAUGAUAUCUCCCAUGACUGCCUCUCAGCCCCUGAGUACAUCAAGGCCUGGAGCUGCUCCGGUAUACUCCCCUUCCUAUGAAGUCAUACUGCUUGGAAGAGGAGUGAGGAUACACUACUCUUCCCAGGUAUGCAGUUUAUACUAGGAUCCCUUUCCUGCCCAGAGACAGGAGAGCAGCAGGCCUGAUUUCUUGUCUCUGGAGAGGUGACAGGAGUCCCUGCCUUCAAAGGACAGACUGGGACCUGCAGCAAGUGCAUCUGCUGCUGAAGCAACAGCAGACUUUCUGUCCCCUCUCGGUACGGGUAGGCUCAAUGGCUGUCAGGGGUCAUGGCCAUCUCUAGGAGAGGAGCAAUUCCUAAGCACUGACCGGACGAGGAUGGAAGGGAGAGUUCAGGACUCCUGGAGGGAGUGGGGAAGGAUCUCAAGGGACAAGUUUACUUGCAUGUUUGUUGCUUGUUGCACACGACUGUCUCUUUGUAUAUAAAACAGAAGAAGAAAUGAAAUCCAUAUUCUUCCACUGCAAAUGUGAAGGUAGGAGACAAGGACAUACUACAUAGCCUACUCUUGGCUUUUGGUAUCUGUCACCUCCAGAAGCAGCUCAGCUCCACGGACUCAGACCCAGUUCUCCCGGUCCUCUUGAAAAACACAUCCUGCUCCUCUCCUGAAACGCCUGGCGGAGGAGGCAGGGCCCAGUUCUUGCCACACUCAGACUGCUCCCUGGCACGGCACAGCUAGGAUGACAGACAAAUGACCUGACUGAACAGCAGACCCUCCACUUGCUCCUUUCACCUCCUUCAUUCUUCUCCCUGCUGCCAUCAGCUGUAAAACUGAAUUUGUAACUAUUUAUUUUUAAUAAAGUCUAAUAUCCCAAGGGGAGGUUUGGAAGCAAAGGACAAAUCCCACGGCUGCAGCCUGGUAUAGAGACUGAUGAGGGUUAUUAGCGCUAAUGUUUGCUGUUUAUAUGGUGUUGGAGCCUGAAAGCUCCAGCACAAGGGCUCCCUUGUUCUGGGCCUCCCUGGUAAAGACCCACAAUAAGACACUCAGAGAAUUUGUUAGGGGAAGAAGGUCAUACAAAUGUGUGUACAGAGGGAAUCAUUUGCAUUAAAAUCACCAGUAGGAUGGGUCAAAAAAUUCUGCUUGCUUCGGAGAUGAGAGUUUUGCCCAGGGAAAAGUUAUAGUUAUGCUUGAUAAAGAGGCAGAGAUGUGCAAGACAUUGGUCUAGAUGGAAGGCCCAAAAAACCCAUAAAAAAGUCAAAGCCUCUUUUUUCGCUAGAGGCAAGUAGAGGGGAAAUUAGGGAGGUCGUCAACCAAAGCUAGACUUGUAACAUCACUUUGCUGUGAUUUCACAAAAGAAGUGAAAACCUGAUGAGCCUUUUCCUUCAGGAGCAGCAGAAUCACCCCUUCAAAACUUCAGAUGAGAUGAGGGCAGAAAGACAAACAGGGAGCUCAGGAAGCUGCUCUGGGCACCCAACAGAUGUGCUACAGGGGGAAAGGCUGAGGGAAUUAUGUCCCACCCAACCUCUGACCUAAAAGCAGAAAAACAGAGUCUCAAUAUCUAUCUGGAAUUGGUUUAAGAAGCAACAGAAAGAGGGGAAGAAGCAGAAGGAUAAGGAAGGAAAUAGCAGGACUGAGAGGAAGAAGCAGACACAGCAGGCAGGUGGCACAGGAGGAAGGGGAAAAGAGGAAGAGGAGGUGAGGUAAUAUGGAAGUGCGUUUCAGAAAGAGCACAGAUAGAUUAAUAAGACAUGUCUAGACCCAGUCACGGCCGUUUCUCAUCACAGGAUGUAGGUUCUGUGGGGAAGCAGCUCUCCUCUCCAGGUUGUUCCAUUCACUGGAGUAACUCCAUUCAGCACCACUCUCCAGGCCUGGCUAUGCAGCCAGUCUUCUACCCAGAGAACAGUGCACCCAUCCAAGCCAGACAAUUUCUCCAGGAGAAUGCCGUGGGAGACAGUGCCAAAGGCUUUACUGAAUUUCAGGUGGACUAUAUCCAGAGCCUUUCUUUCAUCCACUAAGCAUGUCACCUAGUGACAGGAGGUAGGAGGAGAUCAGGUUGCUCAAGUGGGACCUGCCUUUCCCAAACUCAUACUGGCUGGACCUGAUUCCCUGGUUGUGCUGCACAUGCUGUGUGAUGGCAAGGUGGUUUGCUCCAUGACCUUUCCUGACACUGAGGUCAGGUUGACAGGCCUAUAGUUGCCUGGAUUCUCCUUCUCGCCUUUCUUGUAGAUGAGUGUCACAUUGGCCAACCUCCAGUCACCCAGGGCCUCUCUGGUAAGCCAGGACUGCUGGUAGAUGAUAGAGAGUGGCUUGGUGAGCUCUUCUGCCAGCUCUCUCAGUACCCUUGGAUGAAUCCCAUCCAGCCCUGUUGACUUGAGAGUGUCUAAGUGGUGUAGCAGGUCACUGAGCAUUCCCUCCUGGAUCAUGAGGGCUCUGUUCUGCUCCCUGUCUUCCAGCUCAGGGGGCUGGGUACCCUGAGGACAACUUGUCUCACUAUUAAAGACUGAGGCAAAGAAGGCAUUCUUCCUUACUCUGUAGCAAUCCUUGGCUCCAGAGCCCAUCUGCCAGAGCAGUUUGCCUCAGAACCUUCACCGAAAUGAUGGAUACACCCAGUUUUGAACAGCCACCAUCUCUCCCAGCUCUGCCAGUUUUGAGGCAGAGCUGCCUCUCCUCAGAGCUCCAACAUUCCCCACUUGAGAACUGGGGUGCCUCUCUCAGCGCUAAUUUCAAAGGUUUGCUGGUUUAGGAAAUGAAGUCACUCCCUCCUUUCAUUAUUUACUUACUUCCCCCUGAGGGAAUAAGCAGGGGCUGGUAUUGAUCUGGCUUUUAAUACAGCUUUCAGAGUUGGGUGCCUGCCACUGGCCAUGGCAGUGGAAACAAACUAAUGGACCGAGAGAGAAGGACUUUGCGUGCGAGGACACGGGCAUUCAGGACACAGGCUGAGGUGGUGGCCUCCAGGAGAGGAGGAAUCCUCAUGCCUGGGCACCCUCCUCACUGACAUACAGCAUCCAUUGGAGGCAGAUGGCACUGCUUGGUGGGACAAAGUGCCCACUGCCCAUUAGCUCUUGGGAGGCUCAUCACCAAGGAGUGAGUGUCCAGAGAUGCCAGGCAAGGAUGGUGCACCAGGGCCAUGGGCAUGCACAGCUGGAGUGGCUGAGGCAACAAAGAGGUCAGCACUGCUGCUCCUCACAUCAGCUGGUGUGGCUCUUGGGGGAAAAAUGAGAAAAGGUAGGUAAAGCUGAGCAAACAAGCAUCAUGCAGCCACGCUGAUGUUCCAUCCCCCUCCAUGUGUCUGAACCUGCUGGCCCUUUCCAUGUCAUGUUUGGCAUCACAGUGGAGAAGAUACUGAGGCAUUGAGGAAUAUUCAGUUACCUGCUGUUCACAAUAAAAUUGUGAGAAAGCUU